This is a messenger RNA of Closterium sp. Naga37s-1, 3069 nucleotides long. The record is from the annotation of a GenBank genome assembly. Lineage: Eukaryota; Viridiplantae; Streptophyta; Zygnematophyceae; Desmidiales; Closteriaceae.
AUGUCCACAGAUGGGACCGAUUGGCUCCUAGUUUGUUGGCAACAACUUGGCGGGUGCGACGACAAGGACGACGACGAAUUAACGGACGCCGAAGAUGACUAUGCGCUGGAUGCAGCCAACGAUCUCAUCUACGAUUGCGAUGUUGAAGACGACUACUACGAAGCUGCAGAGGCUCCCGAGGAAGUCGUAGAAGAGGGUAGCGUGGCUGCUGAAGACGAGGGAGGCCGGGAACCAGUUGCAUUAGAAAGGGACGGUGGAGAAGAGGGAGUCCCGGAAGCAGGUGCAGAGGAAGCGGACGAUGAAGAGACGGAGUCGGAAUAUGGCGACCCGAUCGAGAACGAAAUAGAACCUCUGGCAGACGAAGGGGAUGGUGAAGAGGAUGAGACCGAGUACCUGGACGCAGUCGAGGGAGACGACGACGAUGACAGUUCGGAUGACGAGGACGAUGAAGAGACGGACACCGAUUUUAGCGACGCCAGUGACGAAGGCAUGGAGGAGGGGGAAAGCGAUGAGGAGGGUCAAGGGGGUGAGAGUUCAAGCCACCACAGAGCUGCCGAGGGUGUAGGUGUUGGGCAGUCCAACACCACUCGACCGUCUCAAGGCCAACGAUCAUCUGCAGGGGACCAACAACCUUCGCAAGGCCAACGGUCUGCUCGACGUCGACGACGCUGGCGGGGCCGACGAUCUGCGCAGAGACAACCACCUUGGCACGGCCAAGACGAUGAGAAUUCAAGCCACAUUCGGCGUCCCCUGUUUAGCGAAGACACCGGCUUCCUUGGGAGCGAUCCCCCGCAGAGCGACGCCGAGAAAACUCACAGGAAAAUGCUUGCUGCCGUGCAUGUCGACGGAAAAGCCGCACACACCAGAGCACAGUACGGCUGCAACUGGCGCCAUUACAAGCGUUGGGUUACAGUAAUGAUGAUGACUCUGCUGGCAGACGUGAUACCAGAGUCCGAGAAAAUUGACCUCGAGAACCCAGACGAAGUAGGCAGGUAUAUGGGCGACGACCUGAAACUCUCAUGGGACUCGGUGGAUGACUCCGAGCAGCAUCUGCACGGACCCCGUGUUACCGGGUGGAGGAUUAUCCGCUACCUAGAGUACUUGUUCAAUGAAACACCUGCACAAGCGAUUACCCUCAAGGGAGAUGCACCUGUCGUUGCAGGGAGGGAGCCCAAGCCCAGCACACCAAAGAUGAUUAAGGUGAGAAUGAACGCUAUCGGCUGCCUAGGCAGAUGCGAGUCUGCGCUGUACGACUACCCCCUUACCCAGAUGCAAGACAAAGUCGCGCAGGGCAGGGCGUUUAUGAGAGUGAAGCUGGUCAACCUCAACGAGGAGCAGAUUCGAAGAGACUUUAAGAUCUACGCGCGGAGCAAGGAUUUUCCAUCGCAGGCGCUGUGGAGGGUUCUCGCCGUGAAGGUCAUGAUUCAGCUGGCGCACCAGGUUCUGGGAAGGGGGGUCUCUAUUCGGAAAAUCCGAUUCGCCAACAUGUUCAUCCGCAUGUGCCGUAGCAGCACCCGCGUAAAAGGGAAGAUGGACCUUCCUGUGCUCGUCAUCGCCUCGAGGAAAACAAAGACCAACCUUUCCAAUAACCUGACAUAUCAGUAUCUGGCGAGGCACACCGACUGGCAGCUCUGCGGCGUUGGCGGGGUUUUCUUGUGGAUUCAUUGGCUCUACGAUCUCGUCCCGAUUAGAUAUGGGAAAGGUGUUGUACCUUGUCUCGACUUUCGGAAGCCGCGUAAGUGGACCAGGAAGCACCUGUUCUUUGGCAUAAGGAAGCCGAAUGUCCCUGGUCCGCAGCCACAAGACGAGAUGAAGUACGAGACUCACAACAACUGGAUCCGCUGGGUCAUGAAACAGGCAAAGUGGAUGUUCAGCAAGGUGACCCACAUUUUCAGACGAUCGGGGGCGCAGGGGCUGAGCGACGACCGUUGCCCCGAUACAGACAUUGGCGCUCUGGGUGGGUGGGAGCAGGGAGAGAUGCGGAAGGCGUACAUUAUUGGAAUUCCUUUUCAUCCGAUGCUUAUGAUGGCUGGAUUCACCGGAACUCCGGGGGAUUACUACAUCGGCAGAGCACACGCUGUUCUCCCAGUAAAAAAGGAGUGGAAAAAGCUGAAGAAGCUUUUCAGAAAGCACAUCUUCCCCUGGGCCGAGAAGCAGUUGAAAAAGGGCGAGCACGAGAAAGCGAAGCUCCUCAGAGAGAACCAUUGCUUGCGGAAGGAGAAUGGGCUGAAGGACGUCCGCAACGCCGAGCUUCAGGCCCAAAUGCGUGACCUGCAGAGCGACAACAAGAGCCUCAUGCAGCAGCUGGCGCAGCUCAAGGCCGAGUUGGCCGCUCUCACGGUUUCCUCGACGGGGAACGUUGGCACCGACAACUCUGCUGCAAGAGGCGCGGCCUCAUCGAAGAUGGAGAAAGGUGGAGCUGGCCCAUCAACCCCAGAGCCAUCUACACCUACACCUGAGAUUGUCUACUUCGACAGUGUUGUGAGGCCGUGGCGUGACAGCACCACAGUGGCGGAGGCAUGGGCGCUGUGGAACAAGUCUAGCUUCCUUGUGGAAGGCCGAACACUGCGUGCUGUUGCAGACGCUGCAGGCUUUAUCGUUAAAUGGGCACAUUUCAAGAGGGGUGAGGAAAUUGAGGAGGAGAAAGGCAAGUUCAAACCCACCGUGCGUCUGGAUGCCAAGGAUGGCACCUGUGAAAGGCAGCUGCGUCGCAUCCACAGGGCUAUGACAGCUGUGGAAAAGUUCAGGGUGGACGACUCGGUGGAGGCGACGACCGAGGCGGUGAACGUGCUCGAUGAGGUGCUGUUCCAGACUUGUCCCACACAGUUCGCAGAUGGGCUAAUCGUCAAGGGGCAGAGGGGCACGAAGAGGCAGCGAACAUUGACGAUUGUGGGGAAAAGCCUGACGGACGAUGCGCAAGAGAGGGUUUCGUAUCUCCUCGUGUUUCAUGGUCUGCGCGACGACACAUGGGGGGAGGAGCUCUUCGGCGAAGAUCAGUGGCUGUCGAUCAAGACCGAAGUGUCUCAAAAGCCUUUAAAGAAGAGGCCAGGCGCGGGUCUGGGAGUGUAG